Nematolebias whitei (Rio pearlfish) is the source of this 1436-nucleotide messenger RNA. RefSeq names its product Jupiter microtubule associated homolog 1a (gene jpt1a). The transcript has 5 exons. Bases 160 to 618 code for a protein of 152 amino acids. The record is from RefSeq and is a predicted model, not a curated record. Lineage: Eukaryota; Metazoa; Chordata; Actinopteri; Cyprinodontiformes; Rivulidae. Gene Ontology annotation, cellular component: nucleus.
GUGACGUAUCGGGGUCUUGGCUGCUCAGAGACAGGUGGAUGCCGAUUUUCAGACGCGCUAGCUGUUUCGCACAAUAAUGAGGCGGUGAAGUGAGAACAGAGGUAGAGUUCGCGUGUUUUCUGGUAGGUUCAUUGAUAGAAUCCGUUGUUUUGUGUCCAAAUGACGACCACCACGACAUUUCAGGGGAUGGAGCCCGGCGCAAAAAGCAGUUCCAGGGUUUUGCGUCCUCCUGGUGGGGGCUCCAACAUUUCACUUGGCUCAGAGGAGGAGAAGCUUCCUGCCAAGAAAAACAAGAUGGCCUCCAGUGUUUUUGCUGAGCCGGAGGAUCCUUACGCCAAUCGAAGGAACAACCCACCAGGAGGGAAGCCAUCAGGCGUGCUGUGUGGUGAAUCGUCUGCCCCCCUCAGAAGAGGUGGAAACAACUCUGUCAAUCACUGUGGAGAAUGUCCUGCCAUGGACGGAGUGGACUCUGUAGGUGAUACUGAAAAUGGCCCUGCUGAUCCAGAAGCAGCUCCUCAGCAGCUGGAGGAGCCCGCUCAGGUGGACGAGCCUGCUGCAGGUGCACCAUCUGGACGUCGAAACCCCCCAGGGGGCAAGUCCAGCCUCAUUCUGGGUUAAACGCCACACACCGUCCCUCCUUACCUCCACUCAUGUCUGAACUCAUCUUUUUUUAUGUGGAAAACCAAGAAUGUGCAGCUCAUCUGUGUGUAGGAACCCUCUUUCUGUCCUCCAAGUGCUUUGUUUUGAUACGUCUUUUAUGACAGCAAGUUUUUUAGUGUUUAUUUCCACAGACGCACUUUAUGUACUGUUUUUAUGGUUGGCCUUUGCUCCUGCAGUCACACCUGCCAGGAAGGGCACAAGGUUCAUGUUUUGUCUCAAAGCAUUUCAUAUUUGUCCCUGAAGUGUUGCAGUGCGAGCUUAUCAUACGUGUGCUAGACAAACGAGCAGCGCGUCACGCUUUACAUGCAUGUCUGAUCUGAACGAAUGUGAGAACAGUUUUAACUGUGAGGAAGUGUUUUUAUUUAACAUGUUUUUUAGGGGUUUUGUGAAAUAAUAAUUGUAUGCUUGUUGCAUGAAGUAUUUCUACUGAAUCUAGUAAUAAAGUCCACCCUGAAGGUGCAACAGUUCUGAAAUAUGACACUCUGAACCAUGUUGUUGUUGUUUUCAUGUUACCAACCUAAGAUUAUCAUGACCCCAGUGCCCGUUUGAAGUGACCUGAGUUUUUACAGAGACACGUGAAUUUGUUAAAAGCACACUGCCAGUGAACGCACCAUGUUUUCUUUCUGUGUUGUUGGUCCUGACUUCGAAGUGACCUUAUGACAGCCCAGUCUUCGCUCCUCUUCAUCACACACGUCACAACCAGUCAGACAGUAUUCAAUAAUUGUGUACAACUGCUGUGUCCACUGCUGUCAUUUGAUGAGAUCUCUGUUAGACCC